Amyelois transitella is the source of this 1140-nucleotide messenger RNA. It is a transcript of the gene Drgx, whose product is annotated as dorsal root ganglia homeobox protein. Gene Ontology annotation, biological process: regulation of transcription by RNA polymerase II. The transcript has 9 exons. Gene Ontology annotation, molecular function: DNA-binding transcription factor activity, RNA polymerase II-specific; RNA polymerase II transcription regulatory region sequence-specific DNA binding. The record is from RefSeq and is a predicted model, not a curated record. Lineage: Eukaryota; Metazoa; Arthropoda; Insecta; Lepidoptera; Pyralidae. Bases 1 to 1140 code for a protein of 379 amino acids.
AUGGAAAAUAAGGACUUUGAAACUAUAGACAUAGACUUAUUAUUAGUCCAUAGACUUGAUAGCAUGACUAUAGAUACAUUGGCGAGCGGCGGCGGCGGCGGGCGCGGCUUGUUCUGUUACCACUGCCCGCCCAGUCUGCCUCCCCACCAGCACAGGCUGCCGACCCUGGAAUACCCCUUCUCAGCAUCACAUCCAUAUACUAGCUACUCCUACCACCCCGCCAUACACGAUGACACAUUCGUGCGACGGAAGCAGAGGAGAAACAGGACUACCUUCACGUUACAACAGCUGGAGGAGUUGGAGACGGCGUUUGCGCAGACGCACUACCCCGACGUGUUCACACGAGAGGAUCUCGCAUUGAAAAUCAACCUCACCGAGGCAAGAGUACAGGUUUGGUUUCAAAAUCGUCGAGCAAAAUGGAGAAAGGCGGAGAGGCUAAAAGAAGAACAAAGGAAGCGGGAAGGAACCGAGAUCCUUACGAAGAGGGACCCCACUGAUGAUAAGGGUUCGUCGGAGUGCGGCAUGUCGCGGGGCUCGGCGGAGGCGUCCCCGGUCUCCGGCGGAGUGUCCCCGCGGGGCUCCCCGCCCGUGACCCCGGGCUCGCCGCGCCGCUCACCGCUCCGCUCGCCGCGAAGAUCCCCGAAUAGGUCACCCAGACCUGAGAGAUCGGAGACGAGCUGUGCGUCGCCAGCCCCGUCGGUGGGCAGCGCGGGCUCCAGGGACGCCCCGCCCGAGCACCGACCCCCACACCACCUGUUCUCGCCGUUCGACCAUUCCGGCGCCUUCCGUUCGUCGCCGAGCGGCGCUACGGAGCCUGCGCCCGCGCCGCCCCCACCACUGUUCCUGCCGCCGCAUCUCUCACAUCUAUCGCAACACCUCAACCACUUGUCGCAGCCCUUCUUCCCUUUGAAAGGUUGGGGCGCCCCCUGCCCAUGCUGCCCAAAAGAGGAGGCGCGCUCAUCCAGCGUGGCGGAGCUCCGGCGCAAGGCGCACGAGCACUCCGCAGCGCUGCUCCACUCGCUGGCCAGCUUCCAGUCCCGGGCACUGCUGCCGCUGCCGCUCCAUCUGCCGCCUUUGCCGCUGUCACUGUUGCCACCUGAGCAGCAGGCGCCAAAUGACACGCAGAAACAUCUCGAAUAA